This is a messenger RNA of Plasmodium cynomolgi strain B, 1635 nucleotides long. Its product is annotated as seryl-tRNA synthetase. The coding region runs from base 1 to 1635 and encodes 544 amino acids. The record is from RefSeq and is a predicted model, not a curated record. Gene Ontology annotation, molecular function: ATP binding; tRNA binding; serine-tRNA ligase activity. The transcript is spliced from 2 exons. Gene Ontology annotation, biological process: seryl-tRNA aminoacylation. Gene Ontology annotation, cellular component: cytosol. NCBI's taxonomy places the organism in Eukaryota, Apicomplexa, Aconoidasida, Haemosporida, Plasmodiidae.
AUGGUGCUGGACAUCAACCUGUUCAGGAAGGAAAAAGGGGGCAACCCCGAUAAAAUUAAAGAGUCGGAAAGGAAGAGGUUCCAUGACGAGACGAAUGUCGAUAAGGUAAUCGAGUAUGAUGAAAAGUGGAGAAAGUGCAUUUUCAAAUUGGAAGAAUUGAAAAAAAAUAUUAACCUGGUGAAUAAAGAAAUAGGGAACAAAAAGAAGGAGGAUAAAAAUGCAAAUGUGGAGGAUUUAAAAAAAAAAAAUCAGGAAAGGGACUUACUCAAGCAGAGAAAUAGAUACCUCAGUAAGGUGGGUAAUUUACUUCACAAAGACGUGGUCACUUCGAAUGACGAGGAUAACAAUAAGGUAGUGACCACCUGGGGGGUGUGCAAAAGGCUAGAAGUGACAACUGAUGAAACGUCAGAAGGGAACAAAGGUAGCAAGGGAGACUCCAAGGAUGGUGGGAGCAACAAGAGGGAGGUUCCAACAAGCAGUUCGAACGGUGGUGCCGUCCACCCAAAUGGAGGCAUCGUCGGAAGCGGCGGGAAGAAGUACUACUACCACUUCGACCUGCUGAGGAAAAUCGGAGGGGCGAACUUCAAGAAGGGCAUCCAGGUGGCCGGUCACAGGGGCUAUUACCUCACGGGAGCAGGCUUCCUCCUACAUAAUGCAAUUUUGCAAUACGCGAUAAAUUUCCUUGUGAACAAAAAUUACACCCCUGUGUACCCCCCCUUUUUUAUGAAGAAAAAUAUAAUGGAGGAAUGUGCCGAGUUAGAUGACUUUGAGGAGACCCUCUACAGGGUUGCUUCUUCUGGAGGUAGUAGCUCCACAGCGACAACAGGGACUACAAGUGGGGCAUCUGUUAACCGUACCCAGAAUGAGGAGCUAAACAGAGACGACCUAUUCCUCAUUGCCACAUCCGAACAACCACUGUGUGCACUGCAUAAAGAUGAAACGAUCGAGUCUAAGUACCUACCCUUGAAGUAUGCCGGCGUUUCUUCCUGUUUUAGGAAAGAAGCAGGAGCACACGGAAAGGACAUCAGGGGCAUUUUACGAGUCCACCAAUUUGAUAAAAUUGAACAGUUCUGUGUUACUCUCCCUCAAACAAGCAACAAGGUACACAAGGAAAUGAUGAAAACUUGUGAGGAAUUUUAUCAGUCACUUAACAUCCCAUAUCGAAUCGUUAGCAUUGUAUCCGGGGCACUGAACAACGCUGCUGCUAUUAAGUAUGAUUUGGAAGGGUACUUCCCAUCGAGUAAUCAAUACAGGGAACUCGUGUCCUGUAGCAACUGUACGGAUUACCAAAGCAAUAAUUUGAAUGUUAAGUAUGUCGACUCGAACGUCAAAAUUAGUGUCAGCGACGUGAAGGGGGAGGGGAGCAAAAAGGGAAGCAACCAGGGUGAUCAGAAGGGUGAUCAGAAGGGUGAUCGCAACGAUUAUGAUGAGGUUGGAAGUGAUCAUGAGGAAUUUUUGAAACACUUCCAAACGGAGAGUAGGAACAAUGUGCAUCUCCUGAACGGCACCAUGGUGGCGGCGCAGAGGUUCCUCUGUUGCCUCCUCGAGAACUAUCAGAACGGAGAGGGCAUCGUCGUGCCGGAGAAGCUCCGCCCGUACAUGAACAAUGUAGAAUUUAUUCCCUUCAUCGAGUGA